Endocarpon pusillum Z07020 is the source of this 978-nucleotide messenger RNA. RefSeq lists its product as uncharacterized. The transcript is spliced from 2 exons. The record is from RefSeq and is a predicted model, not a curated record. NCBI's taxonomy places the organism in Eukaryota, Fungi, Ascomycota, Eurotiomycetes, Verrucariales, Verrucariaceae. Bases 1 to 978 code for a protein of 325 amino acids.
AUGAAGAAAGGUGGCUAUGUUACCCUUUCCUGCGAUCAUCUUGCCAUGGUUGUGAGCAAUGAGCAACGUACGGUCGAAAUGAUACACAUUCUCACCGAUCAGCUUGCGAGUCUUAUUGACACAGUCGUCUCAAGCUCAGUUGAUCAUGACUCACUUGCUAAAACAUAUGGAAAGGUCAUCGUUGCCCUUGCAACACUCCAGAACUCGGUUCAAGAUCUCUCCAAAGCAUAUAUCAAUCAUGCCAAUACUGUUCUCAAUCCUGGCCGUGCUGGGACUCUUGAUCUCAACCUGACAACGACGCUGCUUGACAGCGGCUUGUUGACUCACCGCGCACCGAGUCCUGGCAUGAAGCCAGAGGCGCCUACAGAAGCCAAGAAAAAGCGCAAGAGAGCAGCUCACGAUCCCAACGCGCCCAAGAGAGCUUUGACACCAUACUUCCUGUACAUGCAGAGUGCUCGUCCUCAGAUCGCCCAGGAACUAGGUUCUAACGCAAAACCAAAAGAAGUUGCUGAUGAGGGAACUAGACGUUGGAGUAUCAUGCCAGACGCCGACAAAAAUGUUUGGAAUGCUGCAUAUCAGAGGAACCUCGCCGUCUAUCGCGUCAAGACUGCUGCCUACAAAGCGGGCAAACCUGUUCCCAGUGAUGAGGAGGCUGAGAAGAUCGCCCAAACCGAUACAACGAUCGCUGCUGUCCCAGUUGAAGAAGAAGAGGAAGAAGUCGAAGAGGAGCCUGAGGCUGUUGAGGAGGAAAGUGACUCCGAGUCAUCUCCAGAACCAGUCAGGGAGCCUUCUCCACCAAAAUCAGGGAAGAGGCGCAAGACGAGCGAUAAGCCGGCUGCGACUCCAGUUAAGGAGACUCCCAAACCCACUGCUGCGGCGGAGAAAGACAAGAGGAGCAAGAAAGCUAAAAAGGAACCAACACCGCCGCCUGCAUCUAAGACGGGAGAGAAGAAGAAGAAGUCCAGGAAAGCAGCUUGA